AUGCAGCUUCCUCUCCUUCCGCCGUCGCUCACGACAAAGAAGCCGCCGCCGCAAUGGGACCCGUUCACGCCGCUGGUGCAGACGCUCUCAAAAAGCGCGUGCAUUCACCCUAUCCACACGAUCGUCAUCAUAGCUCUGCUGGCUUCAACAACAUACAUUUCUAUACUGGAGAACAGCCUGUUUGACCGCAGUGCUAUGAGAUGGGCAUUUGGCGGGUCGAAGAAGAAUCUGUCGUUGAUGGACGGGAGUGCCCGCGUUGCUGUGGGUGAGGAGACGCAGUGGAAGUGGAAGGAGAUUGGGAAUGAUGGGUAUGAGUCUGCAACGCAGCUAGCUCUCCUGACGCUCUCGUUCCCAAAGGACUUGAAUGGAUUCUCUGCACCGAUCCCCCCGAAUGGUUCUAUUGCUUCAAUUGUCCCCUCAACUGAGGAAUCUACCAUCGUCUACGCUCUUCCCUACGAUGAAAUCUCCAGCUUCGUCAACUCCGUCUCCGAACUACCCACUGCUGAUGCCGAAAAGUCCGAGGAGGGCGAGAAGACGCGGCGCUGGGUCAUGCAGUCUGCCCGUAGCAAUGCCUCUGGCAGCUGGAUAGAGAGAGCCCAAAGUACAAUUGAAAAUUUCAAGCAGUUGAUUCAGAAUGCCGAUCCGCUUGAUAUUGCGAUCAUGUUCCUGGGAUACCUCUCGAUGCACCUUACGUUCCUGUCACUAUUUUUGUCGAUGCGCCGGCUAGGGUCUAACUUCUGGCUUGCCGCGACUGUCUUGUGCUCAUCCAGCUUCGCCUUCCUGUUCGCAUCGAUUACGACGCAUAAGCUUGGUGUUCCCAUCAACAUGGUCCUCCUUUCCGAAGGGCUGCCAUUCUUGGUAGUCACAAUUGGAUUCGAGAAGCCUAUUAUUCUUACGAGGGCUGUGUUGGAAGCUUCGUUGGCCUCCCAGAAGAAGAAACAGGGUGGCUCAUCCAUCCAAGAGGCUGUUCUCACCGCCGUCCAGGAUAAGGGGUUCCAAAUCGUUCGCGAUUACGUCAUCGAAAUUAUCGUUCUUGCUCUCGGCGCCGCGUCAGGGGUACAAGGUGGUCUGAGGCAGUUCUGUUUCCUCGCCGGUUGGAUCUUGGCGUUUGACUGUAUCCUUCUUUUCACCUUUUACACGGCGAUCUUGGUUGUUAAACUUGAGAUCAACAGGAUCAAGCGUCAUGUGGCGCUCCGUAAGGCUCUUGAGGAGGAUGGUGUUAGCCACACAGUGGCGGAGAACGUCGCCCGGUCAAAUGAAUGGCCGCGCCAGAUUGCAAAAGGUGAGGAUGGCACCACCGACACUGCCGACGAGGGCACCGUUGUUUUCGGAAAGCGCGUCAAGGAUUCCAGCGUGGGGAGGUUCAAGGUGUUGAUGGUUUCCGGAUUCGUCCUGGUCAAUGUCUUCAAUCUGUGCACUCUGCCAUUUAGGGAUAGCGGUAGCUCUACAGUUAUCGCUCAGGAAAGUGAGACUGCCAUUCCCGACGUAGAUGUCUGGAAGGUUGCCGGUAGCGCGCUGGAAUUCCUGCUCCCUGUUGAUGGUUCAACUGUUGUUACUGUUUUGAGACCCAUUGAGUAUGAGCUGCGCUUCCCGAGCGCUAGCUACCCUUCUGCCUCUGUCAAUGGUCGUGAUUCGGUUCUUGGUGAUUAUGAUGGAUCCGAUUUGUUUGUGGAGGGUGUUGGAAGUAAGGUCGUCGAGGGGUUGUUGAAGAGCUUGGAAGACCCCGUUUUGAGCAAGUGGAUUAUCGUUGCCCUGGCCCUCAGCUUGGUUCUCAACGGAUACCUCUUCAAUGCCGCGAGAUGGAGUGUGAAGGAAUCAUCACAGACACUGGAGGCCGAAUUGAGUCAGAAGGCAAAGAAGGCCCAGGAUACUGAGAACAAGCCUCGCCCCGUUGAGCGUAUUUUGGCUGUAAACUGCACAUGUGGUGGUGACAGGCAGAGAUCUGUCGAGGCAUCUGUUACCCAGUCAAACACCUCCGAGUCUGGCCGUACAGUCGCCGAAUGUGAGGCCUUGUUGAAGGAGAAGCGUGGAAAGGAGCUCAGUGAUGUUGAGGCCAUCGAACUAUCCCUCCGCAACAAGAUUCCCGGUUAUGCUUUGGAAAAGACUCUUGCGGAUACUACCCGUGCUGUCAAGAUUCGACGAUCUGUUAUUUCAAGAACCCCCGCUACCGCUGACAAGACCGCUCUUCUCGAAAGAUCGCUUCUGCCAUACGAGCACUACGAUUACGACCGUGUUCUUGGCGCCUGCUGUGAAAACGUCAUUGGCUACAUGCCUCUCCCCGUUGGUAUUGCUGGACCCCUCAACAUCGAUGGCGAAGACUUCUUCAUCCCCAUGGCUACCACUGAAGGUGUUCUCGUUGCUAGUACUUCCCGUGGUUGCAAGGCCAUCAACGCCGGCGGUGGAGCUGUCACUGUUCUCACUGGUGAUGGUAUGACCAGAGGGCCUGUUGUUGAAUUCCCGGAUGUCCGUCGUGCUGGUGCCGCAAAGAACUGGAUCGACGGCAAGGAAGGACAGGCAAAGCUCAAGAAGGCAUUCGACUCUACCUCCAGAUUUGCAAGACUCCAAAGCAUCGGCACCGCACUCGCAGGCACCUACCUUUACAUCCGUUUCCGAACCACUACCGGUGAUGCUAUGGGAAUGAACAUGAUCUCCAAGGGUGUUGAGUACGCUUUGCACGUUAUGAGCACUGAGUGUGGAUUUGACGACAUGGCUAUCAUUUCUGUUUCUGGAAACUACUGCACUGAUAAGAAACCCGCUGCUGUUAACUGGAUUGAGGGACGUGGAAAGAGCGUGGUUGCUGAAGCAAUCAUUCCCGCCGAUGUUGUCAAGAGCGUCCUUAAGAGUGAUGUCGAGUCCUUGGUCGAGCUGAAUACCGCAAAAAACCUUAUUGGAUCUGCCAUGGCUGGAAGUGUUGGUGGUUUCAACGCCCAUGCUGCAAACAUUGUUACUGCAUUGUUCUUGGCCACCGGACAGGAUCCUGCCCAGAAUGUCGAAUCAUCUAACUGUAUCACCGUCAUGAAGAGAACCCGUGAAGGCGCCCUCCAGAUCUCCGUCUCUAUGCCCUGUAUCGAGGUUGGAACCAUUGGUGGUGGCACUAUCCUCGAGCCCCAAGGCGCCAUGCUCGACCUUCUCGGCGUCCGCGGCGCCCACGCCACCAACCCCGGUGAUAACGCCCGCAAACUUGCCCGCAUUAUUGCCGCCGCCGUCCUCGCCGGUGAGCUCUCGCUCUGCUCAGCACUUGCCGCAGGACACCUCGUAAGGAGCCACAUGGCACACAACAGAAGUACACCCGCGAGUCGCGCGGCGACGCCAGCACCCCCAGAUACACCUGUGGGGCUGACAAUGUCGACGAUCAAAAAUAAGCAACUUGGUGAACUGAAAAUGACACCUGCAAGUUAG
Messenger RNA from Morchella importuna, 3399 nucleotides. RefSeq lists its product as uncharacterized. Gene Ontology annotation, biological process: isoprenoid biosynthetic process; coenzyme A metabolic process; ergosterol biosynthetic process. Gene Ontology annotation, molecular function: protein binding; hydroxymethylglutaryl-CoA reductase (NADPH) activity. The transcript has 4 exons. Lineage: Eukaryota; Fungi; Ascomycota; Pezizomycetes; Pezizales; Morchellaceae. The record is from RefSeq and is a predicted model, not a curated record. Bases 1 to 3399 code for a protein of 1132 amino acids. Gene Ontology annotation, cellular component: peroxisomal membrane; endoplasmic reticulum membrane.